CUCACCACCGACCAUUCACAGCAAAUCACAAUGUCCAUCGAAGGUAAACACCACGACAUCUACCCCGCAAUCGACCCCUCCAACCCCUCCUCCGGCCUCGCCAAUGCCGCCGAGGGACGCACCGUCAUCAUCACCGGUGCCGGCCGCGGAAUCGGUCGUUCGAUCGCGUUGAACCACGCCAAAGCCAACGCGAAGAUCAUUGUCCUCGCUGCUCGUACCGCGUCCCAAUUAACCGAGGUCGCGGAGGAGAUCAAGAAGAUCAAUGAGGGUAUCAAGAUCUUGGAGGUCGAGACAGACAUCACGGAUGCCUCGAGCGUAAAGAACCUGAUCGAAAAAGCCGUGCAGGCAACGGGGAACGAUGGUCUCUACACCCUCUUCAACAACGCCGGGAUCCUCGAACCGAACCUUACGAUCGCUGAAUCGGAUCCAGACACCUGGUUCAAAACCUGGGAAGUUAACCUAAAAUCAACAUACCUCCCAACCCACUACCUCCUCCCCCGUCUCUCCCCCACAACUCCUAAGCCCCACUACAUUAUCAACACCUCCUCCAUCGGCUCCCGCGGUACCCGAGCCGGGUUUUCGGCGUACCAACCCUCCAAAACCGCAAUUAACCGCUUCACAGCAUUCCUCGAUACCGAACACCAUGUCUCUCACAACCUCAUCACGUUCGCUGUUCACCCGGGAGGCGUGAUGACCGAGUUGGCGAGGGAGAGUAUGCCGAAGGAUACGUGGGGGUUGUUGUGUGAUACGCCCGAGUUGAUGGGGGGUUUUGGUGUUUGGGUUGGAAGUGGAGCGUGCGAUUGGGCUAGGGGGAGGUAUUUGGAGUGUAAUUGGGAUGUGGAGGAGAUUGGGAGCAAGAAGGGAGAGGUU
Molecule: messenger RNA, 870 nt
Organism: Saitoella complicata NRRL Y-17804
Lineage: Eukaryota; Fungi; Ascomycota; Saitoellomycetes; Saitoellales; Saitoellaceae
Product: NAD(P)-binding protein
Exons: 1
Cellular component (GO): cytosol
Molecular function (GO): oxidoreductase activity
Source: RefSeq, a predicted model, not a curated record